AUGGUUACGUGCUCUGGGUGUGAGACCAAAAGACUGAGCCCCCUUAAUGAUGCAUGUCUGGAGGAGUGCCCUGCCGGCACAUAUCCCGAUAAUCGUGACAGUACCGGCAUUUGCGCUUCCUGUCACAAUACAUGCGCAAGCUGUAGUACUAACGCAGAAACGUCGUGCACGGCCUGCUAUCCAGGGUAUGUGUUGAAUCGGUCGUCUGGUGACACAGGAACGUGCAUAAAAGAGUGCACGGGAGACUUUAUGGCCCACUGCAAGGCCGACGGCUGCUCACUGAACGUCGGAGGCUCGAAGUACUGCGAUCAGUGCGAGGAUGGGUACGCCCCAGUCGACGGCGUUUGCACUAAGGUGGCCAGCACAACGAGAGAUGCCUCCGGAUGUAAGGCAAGUGGCGGGAAAUGCACUGAGUGUGGGGCAAACUACGCUCUGUUAUCGGGCGGAUGCUACAAUACAAAUAAGGUCCCCGGUAACUCUGUAUGCACGUUAUCCGUAGGCGGAAAGUGUACUAUGUGCGUAGCAAGUGGAGCAGAUCCCAAAGGACAAGCCUGUCCUACAUGCCCUGAUGGUUGUUUGAAGUGUACUGGUAACGUCGGUUCUCAGACCUGUUCUGUCUGCCUUUCUGGAUAUUAUCUUUCUACUAAUAAGUGCUUUAGGUGUACAGCAGGUGACGGAGCUAGUGCCAACGCAAUCACUGGUGUAGAGAACUGCAUAAGCUGUGCCCCUCCAACUGGUGGCAAUGGCGGCUCUGUUACUUGCUAUGUCAAGAAUGAUGACAGCACUGGCGACAACACCGGUGGAAGCACGAAUAAGAGCGGGCUCUCCACAGGCGCCAUCGCCGGCAUCGCUGUUGCAGCCGUCGUCGUUGUCGGGGGUCUCGUCGGGUUCCUCUGCUGGUGGUUCAUUGGCCGCAGAAAAGCAUAA
Messenger RNA from Giardia duodenalis, 927 nucleotides. Its product is annotated as High cysteine membrane protein. Bases 1 to 927 code for a protein of 308 amino acids. The transcript has a single exon. The record is from RefSeq and is a predicted model, not a curated record. Lineage: Eukaryota; Fornicata; Diplomonadida; Hexamitidae.